AUGUCGUUUGGGGAGCUUCAAAAAGAAGUUUUGGCGCAAUUAGAGCGCGACUUUUCUAAUUUUAAGAAGACAGGCCAGGCUCGUCGAACGAGUAACUAUUUGAAAACUCGCAUGGAGCUACUUGAACAAAAUUUAGAAAAUGCCAAACGAUAUCACGAGGAAAUCGUUAGCGGGGGGAAGCUCGAAGAGAAUUUUAAAAAGGAAGACAUGAUAGCGGUGUUCGAUCAAAUUCGCGCCAUUUAUCUCGAAUAUAGGACUGAAAUGAUGGAUGGUUUAGACAAAUUAAGUCCGUCCGCUCCACUUACGCCUACAGUGGGAGCACCUCCAUCAACAGGCCUUCCAUCAGCAAUACACCAGUCACAGCCAAAUGUCCUCAAGCUUCCUCCAAUCAAACCUCCCACGUUCUCGGGGUCUUAUACAUCGUGGCGUUCCUAUCACGAUAUUUUUACGUCACUUGUUCAUAACAAUCCUGGCUUGAACGAGAUCCAAAAAAUGCAUUUUUUGAAAGAAAGUUUGACAGGCGAUGCCGAACGUCUUCUGCAUCAUUUAGAUCUUAGUUCUGGGAAUUAUGCAAAGGCAUGGGAUUUAUUGAAAGAAAGGUAUGAUCAUAAAAGAGUUUUGGUCAAUUCUUAUCUCAAGGUCUUUUUUGGCCAACCUGUACAAAGUAAGGAAUCUGCCGAAACCCUUAAAAGCUUACUUGACACAACAAUCGAAGUUGUUCACGCACUGGAAAAUUUAGGAUUACCAGUGAAGGACUGGGACACAAUAUUAAUUUAUAUUCUCUUUCAAAAACUAUCCGCCAAAACCCAACAGCUAUGGGAAGAAAAGCUCGGCAAUAACAAAGAACUCCCAACCUUCGCCGAUUUUACUGAUUUUCUUAAAUCACGUUUUCGGACUUUGGAAGCUAUUGUGCAGCAAGCCAGUUGCACUACACAGCCAAAGCCAGUCACGAAAUCGCCUGUCACAGCUAAAACAUUUCAUGCUAAAACCCAAAAACAACAAUUUAAAACGCAAUAUCAAUGUCAAAUUUGCAAAAAAGGACAACACUCGUUGAUGAAAUGUUAUCGGUUUUUAAACAUGGAUGCGGUACAAAAGCAACAGGCUGUACAGCAAGCUGGAGUGUGUGAAAACUGUCUUGCUUACAGCCACAAAACUCGUUUUUGUUUAAGUAACCGGUCCUGUUAUUUUUGUAACCAAAAACAUCACUCUUUUUUGCACAACAAUUUACACACACAAAACACGAUUUCUAAUCCUAGUAACUCAAUUUCACAAAAUUCAAGUUCUAAUGCGAACAACUCAACACAUUUUCAACAACGAAGUUCACAACUUCAGAACCAACAGGUAGCCGUGAAUCCAAAUGCUCCUGCUUUCCAACCAACAGGCGAAAGUGUUCCUGGUUGCAAUACCCGACACAAUUUUUAUGCGUCUCAAGUCCACGGGACUCAAAUUUUAUUAGCCACUGCGAUCGUUAGAGUUAAAUGUGAAUAUGGAAGAUUUUCAGAUCUCAGAGCACUUAUUGACCCAGGCUCAGAUGCCACUUUUAUCUCUGAGUCAGCAGCAAGGCUUUUAAAUCUCACCCAACACCAAACAAAUGUUAAUGUAUCAGGGCUAGGGAAGGUCAGCAGCGGCAUCAGUCACAGUUACGUUAACAUAAUGUUUAAAUCUAAACAUUCGACGUUUGAAGGCGCAACCAAAGCGUACAUUUUUAAAUCGUUGACUGGCCUUCUUCCGACCCACAAAAUGAUACCACACAAUUAUGAUCAUCUGGCUAAUUUGCAGUUAGCAGAUCCUGAAUUUUAUGUUCCCGCUCCAAUCGACAUACUUUUCGGCUCAGAUGUUUAUCCGGACAUUAUAUUACCGGAAAUUAUUCGCAGCGAGCACGUAGUCGCUCCCAUUGCACAAAACACCCAAUUGGGGUGGAUUAUAUUGGGUAAGAAUCCUGAAGUUACUCCAAAGUCGAUCCGAAGUUUCUUCCAACACAUUGAUCUCGAUACACAAAUCCGAAAAUUUUGGGAGAUUGAAGAAAUUCCUUUCGUGAUUCGAGCUUCAGAAGAGGAUAUUGCCUGCGAAAAGUAUUUUAAUGAAACAACCAAGCGAUUAUGUGAUGGGCGGUACGAAGUGAAUCUUCCAUUUAAAGUAGGAUUUCAUCCUGAACUAGGAUCCAGCAAAGAAAUGGCAACUCGACGUUUUUUAUCUUUGGAACGACGAUUUGAAAGGGACCCAAAAUUGCAAGAAAGUUACAGCCAAUGUAUCAUGGAAUACCUCAGUUUGAAACACAUGGAAGAAGUAGACGUAAACGACCCAAUUUUGAAAACCCCUUUUCACUAUUUUCUUCCUCAUCAUGCUGUAUUUAAAGAAUCGAGUUCUACCACAAAAUUAAGAGUCGUUUUUGAUGCAGCCUCAAAAACCUAUGAUGGUACAUCCUUAAAUCAACACCUGAUGACAGGUCCUAAACUUCAAAAGAACAUUGUUGACAUAAUUUUAAAAUGGCGAGCAUUCAAAUUUACAAUAACAGCUGAUAUAGAGAAGAUGUAUCGCCAAAUUUUUGUGCAAGAACUGGAUAGAUACUAUCAACUCAUUAUUUGGCGUGAAAAUCCAAAGCAACCCAUCAAGGUCUUUAAACUGAAGACGGUCACUUUUGGCACGGCUUGUGCGCCUUAUUUGGCCAUUCGUGUCCUACACAAAGCCGCUGAUGAUGAGUCUGAAAUGUAUCCAAAGGGAGCUCUUGCGGUUAAAAGUGAGAUGUACGUAGACGAUUUCAUCAGUGGAGGAGAUUCUAUAGACGAAACUCGUAUAAAACGCGAAGAAACACGAAAUCUUUUGGCGUCUGCAGGCCUCAAACUUCGGAAGUGGACGUCCAACUGCAAAGAUCUUCUGCAAGACUUACCCAAAGAAGAUUGUGAGAUAACUUUUGAAGUGCCUUUUCAAUCAAAAGAUCAUGUCAAAACAUUAGGCAUAAGAUGGAAUCCACAAGAAGACUCAUUUUCGUUCAAAAACUUUCAACAGGAAACCGAUGAAGUGACAAAAAGGACAAUGCUAUCAGCAAUUGCAAAACUUUUUGAUCCGCUUGGCUGGAUUGCGCCAUGUGUGAUCAAAGCCAAGAUCAUAAUGCAAAAAUUAUGGUGCAGAGGAACCGAUUGGGAUGAACCCAUUUCAUCAGAUCUUAAAGAAGAGUGGCAAGUUUUUCAGAAGGAAUUGCCUUUAAUACAUCACGUUAAAAUCCCACGAUGGAUAAAUACACACAAUACACAGAAAUCGGUGGAAUUUCACGGUUUUAGUGACGCGUCGGAGAAGGCUUAUGGAGCAGUUGUCUUCAUACGUGUCCUUGAUAAUGCCGAGAAUAUUCACAUGCAUAUACUAAUAUCGAAAACAAAGGUGGCUCCAUUGAAAACAGUCAGUCUACCACGACUAGAACUUUGUGGAGCUGUUCUCUUGGCAUCACUAUUAAAUUACACAAAAGAAGUUCUGGAUGUCUCGAACGCAAAGGUAUACGCAUGGUCAGACUCAAUGAUUACGUUGGCUUGGAUUAAAGCACAACCUUCCAAAUGGACAACGUUUGUCAGUAACAGGGUUGCUGAAAUCCAACGAUUAACAAACUGCGAUAUUUGGAAACACAUUCCAACAGACCAUAACCCAGCUGAUUUAGCAUCUAGGGGCGUUUCACCUUCAGCGUUAGGAACACAAGACCUUUGGUGGAUAGGGCCCUCAUUUUUGCGAGAAAAGUGGCAAUUUGAAAUACCCGUACAACCAUCUACUCUCGAAACCGAAAUUGAAAGGAGAACGGAAAAGAAACAAUGCUUAAUAGCCAACUCUGAUGAAGCAGAUGAUGACAUUAACAGAUGUAUACUAAGGUGUUCGCGACUAUCAAAGAUCAUCAGAGCAAUUGCAUUCUGUUACCGCUUUAAAUGGAAUUGCCUUGCAAAAAGACAAAAAACAUUAAGGAUUUCCGGAGAAUUGAAUCCAGAUGAGCUACAAGUUGCAGCCUUCUUGGUGCAUAAAGCAGUACAAAGGCUCAUGUUCACUGCAGAACUGAGUGAAUUAGAGAAUAAAAAUACAAUUCCCAAAUCCUUGUUAUCACUUAAUGCGUUCAUCGAUGGUAAUGGGUUACUUCGUGUGGGUGGCCGACUCGAGAACACACUACUUUCAUAUAACCAGCAACAUCCGAUCAUUCUAAAACCCAAUUACCACUUCUCUGAACUAGUGAUGCGAGAUGCACACAAUAAGACCCUACACGGAGGAAAUCAGCAAACUGCGGCCUUCAUCCGUAUGACUUACUGGAUAACAAGACUUAAACAACACGUAAAAAAACAUAUACAUAAUUGCCCAAUAUGUUUCAGAUACAAAAAAAGGAGUCUACAACAACUCAUGGGAAGCCUGCCAGCACCACGAGUACGAAUAUCCAGACCGUUCACCCAUACAGGAGUUGAUUACGCCGGUCCUAUAGAAAUUAAAACAUGGAAAGGAAGAGGAGCUAAAACUUUCAAAGGAUACUUUGCCAUUUUUAUUUGCCUGUCUACCAAGGCAAUCCACCUCGAAACAGUGUCAGACUUGACAACACAGGCAUUCCUAGCAGCUCUUCGUCGCUUCACCUCACGCCGAGGCAUUUGUGCCCAAAUUUAUAGCGACUGCGGCACGAACUUUGUGGGAGCUAAUCGCGAAUUAGCCCGUAUGCUAGAAGAAGCUAAACACGAUUGGAAAGAAAUCGCAGGGACUCUAGCUAAUUCAGGAACAAACUGGAAUUUUAUUCCUCCAGCUUCCCCUCACUUUGGUGGUCUUUGGGAAGCUGGUGUGAAAUCAGUUAAACACCAUCUAAAACGAACCACAAGAGAUGAGAGGUUAACUUUCGAGGAACUCUACACACUUCUCACGCAGAUCGAAGCCUGUUUGAAUUCCCGACCUCUAUGCCCUCUAUCGGAUAAUAUCGAUGAUCUAGACUAUUUAACACCAGGACACUUCCUAAUUGGCGAACCCUUGCUCACAAUUCCUCAAAAGGACAAAAACGUAGAAAACAUGAGCUAUCUAGACAGAUGGAAAAAGACUCAAGCUCUCGUCAACGUAUUCUGGCAAAAAUGGAACGGAGAAUACCUUUCACGAUUGCAACAACGACCAAAAUGGACGAAAAGGGAAGCCGAACCUAAAGUUGGAAGUCUUGUUUUGGUCAAGGAUGAAAGACUUCCGCCAUCCCAAUGGGCAUUAGCAAGAAUAACCGACACACAUCCGGGAGCUGACGGACCAGUCCGAGUGGUAACGCUAAAAACAAAAUCUGGAAUUAUGAAACGGCCUAUCACGAAAAUCUGUUACCUACCGUGUAACACCUCGACCGAUGAAAACACCCUAAUUUAA
Messenger RNA from Eupeodes corollae, 5343 nucleotides. RefSeq lists its product as uncharacterized. Gene Ontology annotation, molecular function: nucleic acid binding; aspartic-type endopeptidase activity. NCBI's taxonomy places the organism in Eukaryota, Metazoa, Arthropoda, Insecta, Diptera, Syrphidae. The record is from RefSeq and is a predicted model, not a curated record. The coding region runs from base 1 to 5343 and encodes 1780 amino acids. The transcript has a single exon. Gene Ontology annotation, biological process: DNA integration; proteolysis.